This is a messenger RNA of Callorhinchus milii (elephant shark), 3198 nucleotides long. Its product is annotated as WD repeat-containing protein 20. The transcript is spliced from 4 exons. The record is from RefSeq and is a predicted model, not a curated record. Bases 65 to 1834 code for a protein of 589 amino acids. NCBI's taxonomy places the organism in Eukaryota, Metazoa, Chordata, Chondrichthyes, Chimaeriformes, Callorhinchidae. Gene Ontology annotation, molecular function: protein binding.
CGGCGGCGACGCAGGCGUCGUGAGUAACAUCCGGGCUCGGAUAGGAUGAAUCCUACAAUACAACAUGGCGACGGAGGGAGGAGGGAAGGAGAUGAACGAAAUUAAAACUCAGUUUACCACCAGGGAAGGCGUCUAUAAAGUGUUGACCCACUCCGAGUACAGUCGGCCGAACAGGGUGCCCUUCAACUCCCAAGGCUCCAACCCGGUCAAGGUGUCGUUCGUGAAUGUGAACGACCAAUCCGGCAACGGGGACCGAAUCUGUUUCAAUGUGGGCCGGGAGCUGUACUUCUACAUUUACAAAGGCGUAAGGAAGGCUGCCGAUUUAAGUAAACCAAUAGACAAGCGGAUAUACAAGGGAACACAGCCCACCUGCCAUGACUUCAAUCAUCUAACCGCAACGGCAGAAAGUGUUUCCCUUCUUGUGGGCUUCUCUGCUGGCCAGGUCCAACUUAUAGACCCAGUAAAGAAAGAAACUAGCAAGUUAUUUAAUGAGGAAAGAUUAAUAGACAAGUCACGAGUCACCUGUGUAAAAUGGGUUCCUGGCUCGGAAAGUCUUUUCUUAGUAUCCCAUUCCAGUGGCAAUAUGUACUUGUAUAAUGUGGAACACUCCUGUGGUACAACAGCACCACACUAUCAGCCACUGAAGCAAGGUGAUAAUUAUAUGGUUCACACUUGCAAGAGCAAAUCUACAAGAAACCCUUUACUCAAAUGGACUGUUGGUGAAGGGGCACUGAAUGAAUUUACAUUCUCUCCUGAUGGGAAGUACCUUGCCUGUGUAAGUCAGGAUGGAUUUCUUCGCGUGUUUAAUUUUGAUUCAGUAGAGUUGCAUGGUACAAUGAAAAGUUACUUUGGAGGACUGCUUUGUGUAUGUUGGAGUCCUGACGGAAAAUAUAUUGUAACGGGUGGAGAGGAUGAUUUGGUAACUGUCUGGUCUUUUGUAGACUGUCGUGUAAUAGCCAGGGGACAUGGACAUAAAUCCUGGGUCAGUGUUGUGGCAUUUGACCCUUAUACCACUAGUGUAGAGGAAACUGAUCCUAUGGAGUUCAGCGGAAGUGAUGAGGAUUUCCAGGACCAAAUCCACUUUGGCAGAGACCGAGCAAACAGUACACAGUCUAGGUUGUCAAAAAGGAAUUCUACCGAUAGUCGUCCUGUAAGUGUCACAUACAGGUUUGGUUCUGUUGGCCAAGACACACAGCUGUGUUUAUGGGAUCUGACUGAAGACAUCCUGUUCCCUCAUCAGCCUCUAUCACGUGCUCGAACGCACACCAACGUAAUGAAUGCCACAAGUCCUCCAGCCGGAAGUGUUGGGACCAGCACUGGGAGCAACGGCAAUAGCAGUAUCACAACUCCCAGCAACUCCUUACCUCCUCCUCUUCCUCGAUCAAACAGCCUUCCGCAUUCAGCGGUUACAAAUGUCAAUAAUAAGAGCAGCAUCAUGGAUGGUGCGAUUGCUUCUGGAGUCAGUAAAUUUGCAACAUUAUCACUACAUGACCGUAAGGAAAGACACCAUGAGAAGGACCACAAACGAAAUCACAGCAUGGGCCACAUUUCCAGCAAAAGCAGUGACAAACUAAAUCUAGUUACCAAAACUAAAAUUGAUUCAGCAAAGACUCUGGGGACUGCCCUCUGCCCUAGAAUGGAUGAUGUGCCCUUGUUAGAGCCUCUUAUCUGUAAAAAGAUAGCACAUGAAAGACUGACUGUGUUAAUAUUUCUUGAAGACUGUAUAGUCACUGCCUGUCAAGAGGGAUUUAUUUGCACAUGGGCAAGGCCUGGUAAAGUGGGCUUAUUGUCAUGCCAAAACCAAGCCAAUUCGCCGAGUGGGACUGUAGUAUAGCCAUCACACUACUGCUAGCAAACCUUCGCCACAGGAUAAGAAGUAAUGACAUUGGAGCGAGAAGCUGUUCUUCAGCCAUAGAGCAAUAGAAAUUUCAUUAUAGUGGUGUUUUGUUCAGGAUUCUGAUGCGAAUCGUAUAGAGCUAACACUGGGGAAUGAUGUUCAAGUGUAACUGUUGACCUGGGCUCAUCUGUUCCAACAAAACAGGAAAGCCGAACUCCAAGGAUCUUUCUAAUUUAUUCCCUUGGAAUUUUGCAGUAGCGAACCAAACAAAAGAUUUAUAAAACUUGGCUGUUUUUUUUUAGUUCUUUGGUCUCUUCAGAUUUAAUGUACUCUAAUCAUAUGUAUAGUAGAGAAAAAAUUAAAAAGCUAUGUGUCUCUUCCAAGUCUUUAGAUGGUCCUGCAAAUUAGUAUCUCACUGUUGUGUACUUUGCACUGAUUAUUGUUUUGCAUUUUUUUGUUUCAUUUUUAAACUGAAACCCGUUGGAAGACAGCCUAGAAUGCACUCAGAGGAAUUGAGUCAUUACUUUUCAGCUUGAAUUUGUGAUUCAGGAGGUGGAUGCUGCAAUCAUAGAUCUAUUUUUUAAAAAAUUGCACUUAAUAGUAUAAUGCUAGUAGAGAAUGACUACAAAUUGGGAUGUGCUAAAGCUCCCAGAACAGGUAUGUUGUGGACGAAAGAAAAAUGUCUUUGUAUCUAUUCAACAUUUAUUUUAAUAUUGUUUCAAAUUGAAUCCGCUGUGUACUAUAUGUAUAAAUAUUGUUAAUUCAUUCAUGGGGACAAUGAUCAAUACACUAGUUGAAUAGUUCAUUCAAGAAAUGAACUAUUUCAUUAUCGAAAGUGGUUUAUAAUUUAGAAAAAAUACAUAUUAAUAUUAAAAUCUUGAAUAUGCAGUUUUUUUCAGUUGUAAAAAAAAUAUCUACUUGGUUGUAAUUAAUUCUUGAAUUAAAUGUUUGGUACAAGAGAAAAUCUUUGUAUAAGAAAAAAAAUAAGGUUAUCUCUGCUUUAGAGCUGUCGUACAUAGUGCACAUUUACAUUUCUGAGCUUUGUAUUUCUGUGAUACAUCACCAAGGUCUAACACACCAGCACAGGAACUUAGUAUAUGCCAAUUAGGAACAACUGUAUAAACAGGAAAUUAUUUAAUACAAUUUCCUUUUGUGGAUUAGUUGCUAGGUUACAACAGACCCUCAUAUGUAAGAGGAAUUAGAAUGUGCCAAACCUUUGAUAGUUGUCAUACAAUCUACCUAGGAAUUGCUGUAGGUUGGUUUAAUGUUGCAUCAUUGUAAAUUUGCUGUACAGACUGAUGCUGAUUUGUUGAAAGAAUGUAAAAGUACAGACAAAGCUUGAAUAAAUGAUACCUUACGUA